AUGACGAUUAAUCGUUCUUGGCUUGAUGGUGUUUGGCAUGGUUGGGGUCAUACGAGUUUUACAUGGCCUAUUCAAUUAACAGUAAAUUCAACAACAAAUUCAUAUAUUCUUGAUUAUGUUGGUCUUGGAGGUAAAAGUCGAUUAGAACGAUUGGAAGAAUUGGAUCAAGAAAUAUAUUUUCGUGAACAUUUAAUUGAAGGUGAAAAUUUUUCUGAUCAAGAUUUAUUUAUUAUUUAUAAAAUUGAUGAAAAUCGACUCGAGUUUAUAGCAUUUGAUGAUAAAAAUCUGUCGAUAUCAAAUAAUAAUGUUAUCGGUACUGGUACUAUGGUCAAAGAAAUUACUAAUUAG
Messenger RNA from Rotaria sp. Silwood2, 348 nucleotides. The record is from the annotation of a GenBank genome assembly. NCBI's taxonomy places the organism in Eukaryota, Metazoa, Rotifera, Eurotatoria, Philodinida, Philodinidae.